AACAGCCGGGACAGCCUGAAAGUUCCGGAUCCAACAGAGUUCAUAAAUCUGAGCAACAUGGAAGUGGAAAAGAGAUGGUAGAUGUUCGAGGGAAGACUAAAGUUAUACCUUCUUCUUACCACUAACCAAAGAGAGGAGGUCAGAAGAUAAAAGCAGGGAUAAAGGUGGGUAACAAAGAUCAAAAGAUUCAGCUGGGAGAACAUAUGAGGAAACUGAGACUUCAAUUUGACGAUCUAAAGAAUACAAAGGAAGAGUUGGGAGAGGAGAACGAGAGUUUUAAAUCUGAGAUUACUGCUCUGGAGCAGAAGAUAGAGAGACGAAGAAAGUUAAAGAUUAAUGCCCAUAUUCCUCUCCCAAGUCCCAAAGAAGGACUUGCAAUAAACAAGCUAAUUACUUGGUACAGAACCUUCACAAGCUGAAGUAUUGGAGUCUGACAUCAACCAAUACCUGGAUGAGUUGGAGGAGAUGAGGGCUACCUGCUACCCACAAAGCAUUGAAAAUGGAGAAAGCUAGGCUCAUCUCUAAGCUAACUGCUCUUGAUGAGACUUUGAAGACACUAAAAAAAAAAAAUGAUAAGGUAACAUUUCUCUCUGGCGUCUAUCUUCAUCUCUAAAAGUGCAUCCUGAGAGAUUUCUAAAUAAUUGUACUUAUAGAAAACAAGCUGGUUCUUCAAAAUGAUAUGGACCAACUGUGAUGCACUACUUUUGAUUGUUGAUCUCUCAGUUUCAAUUACUAAUUCUUUUACUUAUUUAUGUUUCAGACUGAUAAUGAAAUUCCUUCAGCAUGUUGCAUUGAAGAACUUGCAACAAACAAGCUUGUUACUCCAGUUAUAGAACUUCCCAAACUGGAAUACCAUAUGAUAAUGAUGUCCUGGAACAUUAAUGCAAAGGCACCACUGAGGGAGCCUUAAAGUUGAGUAAGAGGGAAGACAAGCUAACUGAGGUGCCAAAGGGAAAGCUCGCAGCAGCAGUUGAUGGCACAUCCACAUGUUGGCCAAGAAGCAGCACUUUUUCUAGCAACUUCAUCUCCACUAUUUGCCAGUUAAUCCUGCAAUUUGCUACUGCACUGGUCACUCAGAAUCAUCUGGUUUCCACUGCUGGGGAUGCUGAAUUGAGGAGGCCACACAUGACGAGCAAGCCUUAACUUUGGCCUUGAAUAUAAAGGGCACAACUGAUGUUCAGAAGCUUGAGAAGGUUAAUUUGCAAAAGUAAUUGUCUUUCAUUCCCUCUGCUUUUUCCUUAUUUUCUUCCUCAACCCUUUUUUGAGUAGCAACUCUUUUCCUCUGACUUUACCAUCAUAUGGAGGAUAGUGUUUCCCUUGCCUACUACUCUGCACUGGAGAUAGUGAUAGCAUGAAGAAAAUCUAGAGCUGUGAAUGCCGAAGAGGACAGUGCCAACCAAACCAUAGUAACUGCUGACGGUGAUAACUAGGGAAUGGGUGUUAGUGGUCUCGUGCAGGAACCCAUCCAUGGCGGCACAAUAGCAGCGGUUGUGGAAGAUCACUAAAUUUCUGCUUUUAGUUGAGAAUUAAGUUUGGAUUUAACCUUCUCAAGCUUCGGAACAUCAGUUGUACCCUUUAUACCCAAGGCAGAGGUUGAGGCUUGCUUGUCAUGUGUGGCCUUCCUCGAUUCAGCAUCCCCAGCAGUGGAAAGCAGAUGACUAUGAGUGAAUAUUAUGCAGCAAUAAUUGGCUUUAUUCGCUAUGUUAAGUGAACAUUGUUUUAUGGAUUUUAUUUUUCUGCUAACUCCUUUGUUGUGUUUCGUUCUUACUUUGAUAUUGAUUAUGCUAGUAGUCAUUUUGAUUGCAGAUCUAUCAUUGGUUACUUUUUCUUUUUUGUGGUAAUUCUCUUAUCUCCCCACUGGGGCAAGAAAUAAACUAUUUCAUCUUACCCUAGUACUAAAGUUG
Messenger RNA from Rubroshorea leprosula, 1904 nucleotides. NCBI's taxonomy places the organism in Eukaryota, Viridiplantae, Streptophyta, Magnoliopsida, Malvales, Dipterocarpaceae. The record is from the annotation of a GenBank genome assembly.